GCUGCUGCGCUGCACCGAAGGGAGCUGGGACUAGAACUACUGUAGCGAGGGACUUUUUUUAUUUAACAUAAAGCGUAGGACGUUUAAAAACAAACCCUCCCUGCUGAGUCUGCAGAGCGCGGAGAGGACCAGGGAGGGGAGCUUGUGCUGAGCUAAACUUUGAGCCGGUCACAAGACUUCCCAGCUCUCUGGCUGCGGGUUCCUCGCCUGAGUCACCCCGGGGGCCAGCAGCGCAGAGCCCCGCCUGCAGAGCUUAGAUGCAUUCUCUUUAAGAGCAACAGAACUGGAAAGAGCAAAAUGACGACAACUGUGAGAUAUGAACAAGGGUCAGAGCUGCCAGAAUCUGACGGCUUUCAAAAGACAGGGGAGGCCAGUGUAAAGAUUGAUGAUGGCUGCGUUGAGGAUAAUGAACCAGACACUUGCUCCCGUACUAUUAAGAAAAAGAUUUCUCCAUUUGUGAUGUCAUUUGGAUUCAGAAUAUUCGGUGUUGUGCUCAUCUUUGUGGACAUUACUCUUGUGAUUGUGGACCUAGCUAUUAGUGACAAGGAAAAGAGCAUAAGAGAGACCCUGGAAGGCAUUUCCUUGGCAAUAGCGCUCUUCUUUCUCGUGGAUGUUCUCCUGCGGGUGUUUGUUGAGGGCUUCAGCAAUUAUUUCAAGUCCAAACUGAACAUUUUAGAUGCAAUAAUUGUCGUGGGCACCCUGUUAAUUAAUAUGGUGUAUUCUUUCUCUGACUUCAGUGGUGCAGACAAGAUCCCAAGAAUGGUUAUCAUCCUUCGAGCUUUGAGAAUUAUCAUUCUGAUAAGAAUAUUUCGCCUGGCCUCGCAAAAGAAACAACUAGAAAAGGUGACCAGGAGGAUGGUCUCAGAAAACAAAAGGCGCUAUACAAAAGACGGCUUUGACCUGGACCUUACUUAUGUUACUGAUCGUAUUAUUGCAAUGUCAUUUCCAUCAUCUGGGAAGCAGUCUUUCUAUAGGAAUCCUAUAAAGGAAGUUGCAAGAUUCUUGGAUACAAAACAUAAAGACCACUAUACAAUCUAUAAUCUUUGCAGUGAAAAAGGUUAUGACCCUGUGUACUUCCAUUACAGGGUGGAGAGAGUCUUUAUUGAUGACCACAAUGUUCCCAGCCUAGAGGACAUGCUGAAAUUUACUGCCAAUGUGCGUGAGUGGAUGAAAAAGGAUGAAAAGAACAUCAUAGCAAUUCACUGUAAAGGAGGCAAAGGCAGGACUGGAACGAUGGUUUGUACUUGGCUCAUUGACAGCGACCAGUUUGAGAGUGCAAAGGAGAGCUUGGACUAUUUUGGGGAGAGGAGAACUGAUAAAAGUACAAGUUCCAAAUUUCAAGGAGUUGAAACACCAUCCCAGAGUAGGUAUGUUGGGUAUUAUGAGAUCCUGAAGAACAAGUAUAACUUGAAACUCCCACCAGAGAGACAGCUCAAAAUAAAGAACAUCAAAAUCUACUCUAUUAAUGGAGUUGGAAAAGGCAAUGGAAGUGAUCUUAAAGUACAGAUAAUUGUGAGAAAGAAAAUUGUAUUCCAUUGUGUUUGUGCCACUCAAGAAAACUGUAGGUUAUUUUUUGAUGCUGAAAAUGACUUUGCAGUAAUUGGCUUGGAAAACUGUCCUGUUAUAAGCGGUGAUGUGAAAGUCCGAUUUGAAUCACGAAGUGAUCUUCCAAAAGGCUAUGACGACUGCCCAUUUUUCUUCUGGUUCAACACCUCUUUCAUAGAAAAUAACAGGCUUUACCUUCCUAGAAAUGAGUUGGAUAACCCUCAUAAAUCCAAAAUGUGGAAAAUCUACAGGGAGACGUUUGCUGUGGAGUUGAACUUUGUAGAACCAUAAUGAGAAGUUGUCAGCUUUUGUUUAAAAAGUUGUUUCCCUCAAAGAAUCAUGUUUGGUCUUCACCAAUAUGGUGGCAUCUUCUGAGAGUCUCCGUCAUGUAAUUCUUGGUGUAUUUGUAUGGAGAUACAGUAUCAAUUAAAAGUUGCAACAAGGAAAAAUA
Molecule: messenger RNA, 1996 nt
Organism: Mauremys reevesii (Reeves's turtle)
Lineage: Eukaryota; Metazoa; Chordata; Testudines; Geoemydidae
Product: phosphatidylinositol 3,4,5-trisphosphate 3-phosphatase TPTE2-like
Exons: 19
Coding region: 298-1836 (512 amino acids)
Biological process (GO): transmembrane transport; dephosphorylation; monoatomic ion transport
Cellular component (GO): cytosol; membrane
Molecular function (GO): protein tyrosine/serine/threonine phosphatase activity; monoatomic ion channel activity; phosphatidylinositol-3,4,5-trisphosphate 3-phosphatase activity
Source: RefSeq, a predicted model, not a curated record